This is a messenger RNA of Mizuhopecten yessoensis (Yesso scallop), 6478 nucleotides long. Its product is annotated as probable G-protein coupled receptor No18. Lineage: Eukaryota; Metazoa; Mollusca; Bivalvia; Pectinida; Pectinidae. The record is from RefSeq and is a predicted model, not a curated record. Gene Ontology annotation, molecular function: octopamine receptor activity. Gene Ontology annotation, biological process: adenylate cyclase-activating adrenergic receptor signaling pathway. Gene Ontology annotation, cellular component: membrane. Bases 2724 to 3941 code for a protein of 405 amino acids. The transcript is spliced from 3 exons.
UUGGAGCGGGUCUACCUGCACGUGUCGAGGGCUGUACACCAUUUAGUACCCAUAUCACUUAUCGAUUUUACAUAUCGGCAUACUUUUUCUUCGUAGUAUCCAAUAACGUUUUAAUUCCUUUGACACAUAUCGUGCGGUACGCAGCAAAACCUCUCUCGCCUGAGCUUGCCGUCAGCGAUACAAUCACCAUGGAACAACAUAGACGUGCUGGUAACAUGUCAAAUUGUGUUAAAACACACAUUCUGUUGUAAACAGAAACAAACACAAAGAAAAAAAUAUCUGAAUUUAAAAACACGUGUUCUUGGUGAUUGCACAGCAGGAAAUAUAAAGGAUCGACAAAGAUCGGAGGGACGCCAAAGCUAUUAGAUGUAGCGGAGGAGUACACAGUUAGCGGAGUAACGUCCAAACGUACAGGACUCAAAUAGUGAGCGAAGGGUUGUGACAAAUUAACGGAAUCAAAAAAGUGUUCAAAAGUGUGGAAACAGGACAGUUUUCAUUCCGAGGAUAUAUUCAAGGAGAUCUUCAGACAUUUGAGGCGACUGGUCACUGACUUAGGCGGCAAAUCCAGGACCUCAGCAUCAGCAGCGCACAUUGUGGUGGGAAACGGUGGUACCCAACAUCAUCGACCUCCAAACUGGCGGGAAACGUCGUCAUACGAACAAUGUUUCUCCUCACAAUUAAGAGCCCCGGGUUUCGUCAACUUGAGCACGUGAUAACGUGAAAAUCUACACUCACGUGGAGAACACGGGCAUGAAACAUGUCCAACCUUCAAGACAAUUGUUAAAAAUCUUUGAUCUCAGCAGGAAAUGUAUAGAUGCCUAAAAGAACUCGAAUAACAGUUGACCUAGUUAUAGGUACUUACAUCUAUAAGGUCAAUGCAUUAUAGCGUUAAAUGAUUUAUCUUAUUGUAUAAAUAAGGUACUAAUAGAACAAUCCGUCGAACAAAACUGUAUCCAGUGUUUCAGACUUACUUACAGUGCAGAGAAGUCACAAACUUACUUAAAGAGACUAAAAAGUGUUUCAGCCAUCUACCUGUGUAUUAAGUGUGAGUACAUAGAAGUCACGAUCUUACUUAAAGAGACAGAAAGAUCGAGAACAUUUGACGUACUUUAUUUACAAGACGACCGGCUCUUUUGGUGGAAAACUACUUCAGUACAACAUCCCCGGAUGUGACAGUGGCUGAGUUUUCUGUCGUUAUCGUCAUCAAACGAACUAGCAAACACGUCUUAAUUCCUCACCAUUUCGCUGGACAAUAAAUCGAAAACCUUUUUUCGCGUCUUAAGUUGAAAUUGCUUAACGGAAAUACGUUAUAUGUAAAAGCUUUGUGAGUGACGAGAUAAAUUGUCAACGUAUUGAAGGGGAUUAUAGAGGCAUUAGUGUAUAACAUUCGGGAAUCCGUAUAAAUAACUACUAGAUACUUCACCAUAUAGAGCGUGUUAUACCAAGACGCUCUCACCAAGUUUCAAAGACAUUUUAUGGUAUUCGUCAUUACCAGAUCGAUAGCGAGGCCAUUCUGACGGGUUUGACAAUUUAAAAAUAUAUAGCCCGGCCACAGCGUUCGUGCAGUCCAACUGACUGACUUAAUUCUUCAACACACAGCAUUGAUAACAUAUUACACGGAACCGGUAAGAAAAACCGGAAUUUAUGGUGAUUUUGAUUGUUUAUCGUACAGAAACAUAAGAACUAAUCAAAACUUUUCGGGAUUAUUGUAAUGUCUGACACGACACUGCCAUUAAAUCCGGAAUAGGUAAGCCGAAUCUGUAAGUGAGUGGCGUCGAGGGACAUUAUUGAGAAACACUGCAGACGAACACGCAUCUAUGUCAGCUUGAAGUGUACUAUUUGGCAAGAAAUGGAUGAAAUGACAACAGCAUUAAGAAGCUUACAAUUUCAAAGUAGAUGCAUAACAUUUUGCGAUAGUUUUGUGUAAGAAAGGCACGCAUACAAUUAUUCAUGGUUUUAAAAUAACCCGAAACAUCUCCUUUUUAAUUCUUUUUGCAAUCGAUGUCUAUUCUGUUCUAGAUAUCAGUUAAAAAUACACUAGAAAAAACUCGGCUUGUUUAAUAACAAUUUAUUUACAAACUGAUCAGUCGGAUCUUCUGUUUAUCAAACAAACACCAUCAGUUGAUUGCGAAGAAUUACAAGUAACAAGUCAACUAAAGGCGCCGUGAAUCAAAUUAAAACUUGACUGUAUACGUCUCUUGGAAUAUUUUUUAAUCAUUCGGCAUUUAAACACUGCUUUCCACUACAUGAAGUGAGGGAUUUUUUUUCCAUUGAAGUUGAUGUGUUUAAACCAUCCUCUUUUUAACUGUUGACCUGCAUACUUAAAAGAAACAGUGAAAAAAUAACUCUUUAAAGGGUCGAUGCGCUUUACAAUUGCCGGAUUAUUGACACAGCAUGUUGAUUCCUUGACGUGGUAAGGUAGAUCAACGACCCUAUUUGUGAUUAGGACAAACGUACAUAUGUUUAUCUGUGUAUGACCAGGCUUUAUGAGAAAUUGAGUGCUAUAGCUUGAGGAAAGUGUGUCAUCGAUUAUCGAACACAACACGUUGGGCCUGGCUUCAUAACAUGAUGUGCUCAAUGGAGACAAAUAACAUGUCAAAAACAAUCCUUGAGAGCUGGAACAAUAUGUAGAUUUCUAUUUUUAAGGGAUUUAAAGUCAGUGAAAAUUCAGGAUUCCAUGUGUUAGCUUCGACAAGCAUUAGCAGCGGAAAACAGAAGGUAAAAUGGCGAAUAAUUUCAGUAAUGUCUCCUUCCCGCCAAACACUAAUUGGGAGGGUUACGUGACGUCAGUAUUCAUGUCAUUCCUGAUCGUCCUAACUCUUGUAGGUAAUAUGUACGUGGUGGCCGCCAUUUUUAUAUAUAAACCGCUGAGGAGCGUUCAGAACUUUUACAUUAUAUCUCUAUCAGUGGCCGAUAUGGCUGUGGCCAUACUCGUCAUGCCGUUUCAUAUCUCCAAUAUAUUAUUCAACGAAUGGAUUUACGGAUUUGCAUUUUGUGACCUGUGGUUGACAUUUGAUAUUUUAUUGUGCACGGCAUCCAUCUUAAAUAUAUGUGUUAUUGCUAUGGAUCGGUACUUCGCCAUACAUGACCCUUUAAACUAUGCUGCUAAAAGAACGAUAAAGCGUGUGUCGUUUAUGAUAGUGGCUGCCUGGGUAACGAGCGCCGUCAUUUCGGUACCUCCAUUGUUUGGAUGGAGUGACAAAUCACACGGGAGUUUGCUCGAUCCCGAGAGUGGACAGUGCCAUCUGACGGAGGAAAGGGGCUUCGUAAUAUAUUCCGCCUGUGGUUCAUUCUAUAUUCCUCUCGCUAUAAUGUCAUUUGUGUACCUGAAAAUAUUUUUGGCCACCAGAAAAAGGCUUCGAGAAAGGGCUAAGGCGUCUGCGGCCACAAAACUUUCUUGCAUGUCUGGAGUUCGGCCUAGCCCAAAUAUCAGCAGUGACCCCGCGUCUGAGGCGAGCGCUGAGCCUGUGGCAAAGGAGAACACAAUCACAACAGCCACGUCCAAAACGGUGACUACAAAGAACACGGGUGGAUCAUCUGGGGAAACACGUGUAUACCUAGCGGUGAACAAUAACCCGGAAUCAGCUCAAAAAAUAUCUACAUUCUUCGAGCAAAAGCAGAAAAUUUCUCUUUCUAAAGAAAGACGGGCAGCUCGAAUUCUUGGUUUCAUCAUGGGUGCGUUUAUUUUUUGUUGGCUUCCGUUUUUCCUCUAUUAUGUUAUCAUGCCGUUCUGUCCGGGUUGUAUAAAGGACGGAACAGCCACUGUUGAGAUGUUUGUAGUGGUUCUCGGAUACGUGAACUCCAGUCUCAACCCUAUCAUUUACACAAUCUUCAACAAUGACUUCCAGAAGGCGUUUCAGUAUAUUUACGUCAAAAAGUUACGGUGUAAAAGUUCAAGGUCGACUACAACGAUAAAAAUUAAUGGUCAAACAAUGGUGUGAAUUGUCGGUACCAUUGUAGAUAAUUCAAAUGUUUUUUAAAAAAAAUCUUUAGCAUAACCGUUUUAAUGGAAGUGAAUGUUUUAACGUGAAAUGUGAUUUUUCUUUCUUUUCUUUCAGUGAAUCGAUUGUUUUUAUCAAUCCUUUUUUCUUAAAAAGUUGAGAUAAUGUUCUUACCUUUUUUUCAAUAUAUUUGUUGUUCAUAAACAUCAUUUUAGUAUGACGUAGAUCAUUUUCAACCUGGUUUUUAUCUUAAGCUUCUCCAUACCACUGGCAAAAAACUGUAGCUAAGUAUUGGAAACCUCUUUCUUUCCAACAUGACUAUAGCUUUGAUAAUGAGUGUAAAAUCCAACUGGCUAGACCGGGAUUCGAACCUGGGACUACAGAUAUUGAUAAUAUCGCUCUAACCGAUAAACCUAUCUAUUCAGUGAAGAUAUAUCAAAACGGAAGUUAAUGAAAAGUUAUUGUAUAUACUCAGUAAGAAAAAACACAGUGAAUUGGUACAGGGAUUCUUAAGAGGCUAUAUAAAUGUAAGAGAGUUUUCUCCAAUAUCGACCUUAUUUUCUUUUACAGAUUUUCGAUGACUAACCAAACACGAUACUUCGUAAUUUGUGUUUACUAUUCCAACAACAUUUUAGGUCUUGCUAAACGUGUGUUCUGUAUACUAAUGGUCCCCACGUAGUGUCAUAUCAGACAGGUUUCACAGUAAUUUCAUUCACAUUGCGUUAUUCUGGCCUGAAUAAAUCAUAAGGACCAAACAUCAAUUGUUAAUGUGGAACAAUUUAACGUGCCGAUAUAAAUAGGAGCCGUUUCUUGAUUUUGUUCAUUAUUUUUAAACUAUAUAAAUAUUAAGCCUCAAUACCGAACCUUGCCUUAUACCGCAUUUACUCGGAUAGAUAUGUUUUUGGUUAUUUUCAUAUACAAUUUUUUCUAGUGCUUUUGCAAUUUCGGCGUUUCGGCGUCAGGCAUUGCUGAUGGGAUUUUAUUAAUUGAAACAAUCAUGUCCAGCCCGCUCGUGCUUACUUUUACAAAGGUCUCCUCGGGCAUGAAAAACAAGGUCCUGUGGACAUGCAGAAUCACACAGGGUGUGGGAAUCGUUGUGAUCAAUACCAAUUAUUUCGUUAUCCAUCGUCGCCGUUUGUCAUUUAGUUUCUUAUCAUGUAGCAAACGUUUAAUGUUGAGAUCGAUUAUAUUUACGUUUUUUCAGAUCACGUGGUUCGGUCGAAGCACCAUUACUAUAAGUAUUUGUACUGCCAUUAGUUAUUGUCAUUUCCUAUUGUCUCAAUAUACCCCAUGUGGGUUUUUUAAAACUAACCUACUUAACUUCAGAAUACUUUGACAAAACUGCAUCCUCGAUACUCAGGUGUUUGGUCCACUUUCGCUCUUUGCACCCCUGGAAUAUGUCAUAGCAAAAUCGAAGACUCAGUGUGCACCACCGUGUGGAUGAGACGAUAAGACAAGUUUGAUCCUUUGAUGUACAGCAAAAGAAUCGAUCGGUCGCGUAACGAUAAAAUUGACUGGCUUUGAAGUCGAGUGUCACUCCUCCGUGAUUUGCAAAGGACAUGCAUCAGCCUAGCGAUUGGAAAUGUUUGUUUAACCUGAGACCAAUGAGCGUAACCACCGGAGUUUCGAGAAUGACAAAACUAGAGAAAAGCCAUUAAAAUGACAAUUUGUUAUAUUACAUAUAUAAUUCGGAAAGCCUUAAACAGAGUUUCUACUAUUUCUGAUCGUCCAAUGUUACUAAUCCAUUUUAAUGCACACACAUGAAGACAAAUACUACUGGCAUUACAUCAGCUGAUGGGCGGACAGACCAUCAGCCGAGCGGACAAUGCCAGUCUUAGGUGUGAUGUGAAGAAUCGUAGACUUUCAGCAAAAUCACAAGUAAUCCUUUUUUCAGACUAUGUGUUAAGUAGGAUAAUUCAUAACAGUAUGUGAAAGUGUUCGAGAUGUUUGUUAUUUCAUCAAAAAUAGUCUCUGACUUUCAUAAUCAUAACAGCCUUUGCUGAAGUAUUCUUCCAUCUGAAACGUUCCUUUUUAUUAUGACAGGAUACGACUGUCUGUCAAUAUUACAGAUGAAAGCUGAUCUAUGUUUUUCAUAUAGAAACGCUUACUUGCUUUUAUUGCAUAUUGUCCACAAAAGCGACUCGAUACUAUUUUCAGCAACUAAUGACAAUUUCUCUUUCAAAAUUAAAAAUUGUUAGCUUAAGAUUUGUUAAUUUCAGUAUUCGAAAUCGUUUUCAUUUUAAGUUAUUUUGACUUUCACAUUUUUGAUUGUUCAUCUUAUAUCAAGAGACACUGUUUGUUGUGUGUCUCCGUAUUUUUUUGUAAACAACACCGGAAUUAUGCAUGUUCAGAAAAUUGUUUAAACUAACAAGCGAGGCCAGUCAUUCUGAGAACUUUUCAUCCUCAUCUAUAAACUAUUGUGUUGGAUGAUAUUUUACGACAUUUCAGGUUAAUAUUGAUCCUUGUUUUUUCAUUUGACGUGUACAUAUUCGUUCUUUAUGGAUUUCGUUUUAUCAUUGAAGCAAUAAACAUAUCUU